This is a messenger RNA of Zingiber officinale, 1657 nucleotides long. Its product is annotated as alpha-galactosidase 1-like. The record is from RefSeq and is a predicted model, not a curated record. The coding region runs from base 386 to 1570 and encodes 394 amino acids. NCBI's taxonomy places the organism in Eukaryota, Viridiplantae, Streptophyta, Magnoliopsida, Zingiberales, Zingiberaceae. Gene Ontology annotation, molecular function: hydrolase activity, hydrolyzing O-glycosyl compounds. Gene Ontology annotation, biological process: carbohydrate metabolic process. The transcript is spliced from 16 exons.
GAAAUUUCUCUUCUCCUCACGCACGCGGCGCCGUUCCUUCUCUCGGGCGAAACCACAGCCAAGGCUAGGGUUUCCUCCCUCCGGCGUCGGCAAAGGGUUUUUCCGGCUGGUUUUCACCCGUGGGUGACCAUUCCGACAAGGAGAGCUCGGGAAAUACAAGGAAACGGUGGAAUCAAAGCUCCGCCGAAACCCUAGAGCACUUCCCCUCCGGUUGUAAGUCCAAGAACUCAAUGAAGAAUACAAAAAAUGUUGGGAAUCGGAAGUGCAUUCCAGACAAAUUAUUAAAUUAUGGCGUUGGCCUCAAUAUAAAGCUUGGUAGGCAUCCUCACGGUGAUCGUCAAGCAAAGCAAACAGUUGGAGACCGCCCGUGAGAGGAAGGAGAUCGAUGGACAAGCAAAGGUUUCAGCUGAUGCUAAUUCUGGCGUUUGCAAUGGCCACAACUGAUUUUGUUAAGGUCGAAUCACUUGCGAAUGGCCUCGGGUCGACUCCUCCCAUGGGUUGGAAUAGUUGGAAUCACUUCUCUUGCCAAAUCAAUGAGACACUAAUCAAAGAAACAGCCGAUGCAAUGGUGUCAACUGGACUCGCGAAGCUUGGAUAUCAAUACGUCAACAUCGAUGAUUGCUGGGCUGAGCACGACCGCGACUCCCAGGGAUACCUAGUGGCCAACGGAAGAACAUUUCCAUCAGGAAUCAAAGCUCUUGCAGAUUAUGUGCACAGCAAGGGGCUUAAGCUUGGCAUUUACUCAGAUGCAGGAUACCGAACGUGUAGCUCAGAGAUGCCUGGUUCACUGGGGUAUGAGAAGAAAGAUGCUGAAACUUUUGCUGCAUGGGGAAUAGAUUACCUCAAGUAUGACAACUGCAACAAUGGAGAUUUGAAACCCAUGGAGAGGUAUCCACAAAUGACUCAAGCUAUAAUGAGCACUGAUCGACUAAUUUUUAUCUCCCUUUGUGAAUGGGGAGACAUGCACCCAGCUACCUGGGGAAGCAAACUAGGGAAUAGCUGGAGAACUACUGAUGACAUUAAUGAUUCAUGGGAAAGUAUGGUCUCAAGGGCUGAUCAGAAUGAAGUUUAUGCUGAGUAUGCAAGGCCUGGUGGCUGGAAUGAUCCUGAUAUGCUCGAAGUUGGAAAUGGUGGGAUGACUAAUGAUGAAUACAUUGUGCAUUUCAGCAUCUGGGCUAUCUCCAAGGCUCCUCUCCUCAUUGGCUGUGAUGUUAGAAAUAUGACACAGGAAACCAUGGCCAUUCUUGGAAACAAGGAAGUGAUUGCUGUUAACCAAGAUCCUCUGGGUGUUCAAGCUAAGAAGGUCAGGAUGAUGGGCAGUGCUGAGGUUUGGGCCGGGCCUUUAUCUGGAUAUAGAACAGUUGUAGUGCUACUGAACCGGUCCGUUUUCGCGGCCCAAAUCACGGCCCACUGGGAUGACAUUGGCAUUCCACCCAAUACUUAUGUGCAAGCAAGAAAUCUGUGGAAGCAUAUAACACUGGAGAGGGAAUUUGUGGGUAAAUUGAGAGCCCAAGUCAGCGGCCAUUCUUGCAAGAUGUAUAUUUUAACUCCCGUGUCUCAAUCAGAAUGAGAAGCAUCAGUGUAUCACGGCGUAUUUGAAUUAAUGUAAGCUGAAUAAAUGAGAUGUGAGCUAAUUUAAGAUAUCAAUUGGCAGUUU